Coregonus sp. 'balchen' is the source of this 3441-nucleotide messenger RNA. The record is from the annotation of a GenBank genome assembly. Lineage: Eukaryota; Metazoa; Chordata; Actinopteri; Salmoniformes; Salmonidae.
CACAGACUCUGGAGUGUGAAUUCGUGUAUUCUCGCGAUGAUAGUUCUGGACGUCAUGGUCUACAUAAAACGUUCGAACUCCUCGGCGACAUCUCUUUUGUUAACGGCAUUUUGUUAUCAAUUUGUGAAGUCAACCGAGGAUCAAUAGUCAUGCCUCGCGUCUAUGUUGGAAAAUUGAGUUAUCAUGCUCGAGAAAAAGACAUUCAGAGGUUUUUCAGUGGCUACGGAAAGGUUAUGGAAAUUGAUCUGAAAAAUGGGUAAAUUCAAGUUGAUCAUAUGAAGAGAAUCAGUUGAACAACAAAUAGCUGGCAUGCUAACAUUAGCUUCAUAGCUACUUGGUUUCGGCUAGCUAGCUCUCCCAAAACAUAUAAGUGAAAUAACUAGUUACAUUCACAUUUGCGUUGAUAUUCGUGCAUGUAAUAGCAACUAGAUAACAUUUGUGAUUAUUAGAUGCACAAAUUUGCUUUACUAAAGCAUUUCAUUUUUUUGUAAAGAACUUCGUUAGCUAGCUGACGUUAGCGUGUUCAAAAUGGCUGCUUGUUUAGGCUGCACUGCAGACAGUUUUUUCUUUUUUUGCUGCCAUGUAACUGUUCGCUACCCUAACGUUAGCUAGUUAGCCAAUUAGCUAGUUUCCUCAAAAGCCCCUUUCAUGCACAGGCAAUGAGCCCACUAAUUUACCAUGCUAACUUUUUAUUUAUUUUUACCAGUUUUGGGGUAUAUUUUAAACGAGUAUGGGUUAAAAUAUGCCACAUAUUCUGUCUGAAAUGAGUAUAAACGACUUAAAACUCAUUCGUUUUGCAGUUAUGCUACCCGAAUACAAGGUUAUUAACUUUUUGUUUUAAUCUUUUAGAUAUGGCUUUGUAGAGUUUGAUGACAAUCGCGAUGCGGACGACGCAGUGUAUGAACUGAAUGGCAAGGAGUUGUGCGGGGAGCGUGUGACCGUGGAACAUGCCAGAGGACCGCGGCGCGACCGAGAUGGAUAUAGUGGUGGCGGGGGUGGUCGCAGUAAGUGCAAUCUAUUUCAAUGUUCCCUCUGCCCUUUCCCAAUGGAUCAAGGAAAUGUGAAUGUGGACCGUAUACACACAGACCUGUGAUCCUAAAGUGGAGUUUGACCUAGCUCGCCAAUACUCAAUGGUUUCACCAUUGCGAUAAAGUAAUUAAUGUUAGUAUAAAAGUGUCACCAUUGAGUAUGGUCUAAGUUUGACCCAACUUGGCGCAGACAUCACCUACUGUUUGUUUAGAUGUAAUGAAACCAUGUUUCUAGUGUUUUCUUCCUGGUGGAAUUGUAAACACCUAUAAACAACUGUAUUUAGCUAUUAUGAAGUCACGGCUUUGUCACCAUAUAGCCUAGCUGUAUCGUUAAAUACCAUUACAUGUGAAUUGUAUUUUACGUUUGAUUUCAGCAUUAACAAAGUCCUUGAUGUUUCAAUUUGAAAGAGUCCAGCUGCGGGCUGAGGCUGAGUCCGAGUCCAUUGAGGCUAAGAUGACUGGCUAAGAUGAGACUGCCUGUCCCGUUUGGCCUUGGCUUUCACCUUACAAUGUGUGUGUGACCUAUGCCCCUUGACCCUUGGCUGACCUAACCGGAAGCCAUGAUGACAGCAUCCUUUUGCCAAUAGACCAGGGGUGAUGGUGAGGAUUCCCAUUGGUUUCUAUGUUGAAAGAAUAAGUGGGGCGGCUUUAAGUCAAAAACAUGUUACCGCUCGCUGUAAGUGGGCAAACCAACUGAAUUGCCCCCAGUUUGACAACCGGUUAGGCUAAGUCAUGGGGAAAACUUUUGUAGCGUUAUGUCAGUUGACACGCUUACUAAAUGUGAUACAAGUUUUUGACAGCGACUUUGUGGGAGCCUCUAUUUGUCUUUCAGGAUUCAAUGGUUUGUAAGAAGAAGAACAUCAAUGUCCAUUUGUUUGUACGGCUAAAGAAUUGCACUUAUUAAACAUUUGUCAGACUGGCUGUAUGUUGCUGGUAACAGAUGCAGUGGUGUUCUUUGCACAGCAGUGAACUACUUCAGAGGCGAUACAGUGAGGAGAAUAUAAACUGACAUCCACUAAGACAACAAAUGCCACGGCUUUAAGACCUCAGUCACUUAUUAAGAGGUUUGUCUUGAGAAUGGGUCCAGAUGGACAUCUUACAGGACCUAGGUUAAACAUUACCACACCUUUUAUUCUGGUAGCUGCAUUCUCUGUUUAUGGUCUAAUCCACUGAGUGAAAUGCCUAUAUGCCACUCUGUUUUGCUGACUUUUUGUAUAACCUGUCAUUUAAAGGUAGUAGUGGUUACAGCAGCAGCAGAAGCCGCACUGGCAGGGAUAAGUACGGGCCACCUGUCCGUACUGAGUACCGGCUGAUCGUUGAGAAUCUGUCCAGCCGCUGCAGCUGGCAGGAUCUGAAGGUGAGUUGUUGGGACAAUUUUAUAUUUGUAGGUGAGGGACAGGCACUAAAGAUAAACUGCCAGUUACUGUCCAUGGCAGGCCAUUUGUUUCUGAAACAUUUGGGAAAUAUUCAGCGGAGUGGCUCUGCCUCUACAGGAUUUCAUGCGCCAGGCAGGAGAGGUCACGUACGCUGACGCCCACAAGGAGCGUACCAACGAGGGUGUCAUCGAGUUCGGCUCGCGUUCGGACAUGAGAAGGGCCCUGGACAAGCUGGACGGCACGGACAUCAACGGAAGGAAGAUCCGCCUGGUGGAGGAAAAGUCUCGCCGCCGCCGCUCCUACUCUGGCAGCCGCUCCAGGUGAGGCUCUACACACCACCCUGCUCUUUGAGUAGUUUUGAUGAAUUUCUCAUCCAACAUUCUGCUUCCCAUCUGUUGUCACUUUAAAGGGAUGUGUGACAUUUGUAUUCUUGUACCCUCCUGCAGGUCUCGCAGCAGACGUCGCUCUCGUAGCAGGAGCAGCCGCUCCAGGAGUAACUCCAGAUCCCGCUCCCGGUAAGAUGGCCCCCCUGUCUACAAAGUGAUGGUUUAGAUUGGUCAAUAUGGGUACAUUUGAGUCAUUUAGCAGACGCUCUUAUCCAGAGCGACUUACAGUUAGUGAGUGCAUACAAUUAUUUAUUUAUUUUUCAUAAUGAUUGUAACCAAUCGUCAACCCCCUGUAGAUCCCAUUCUCGCAGCAAGAGGCGUCGCUCCAGGUCUGGAAGGAAGUCCCGUUCCCGCAAGUCUCGGUCCCACUCUCGCACCCGCAAAUCCAGAUCCCGCUCCGACAAAAGCAAGUCCCGUUCCAAGAGCCGCUCCAAGGUGAAAUCCGAGCGGGAUUCCCGCAGCCGCUCCAAGGAGAAGUUGGCCAGCAAGAAGUCCCGUAGCCGCUCGGCAUCCCCCAUGGGGAAUGGGAAGGAGGAGCCAUCCUCUCACUCCCCGUCCCCAGCAGCUGACCGUCGCUCCAAGUCUCCGGACAAGCGAUCUGUCUCCCACUCCCCAUCUCGCUCCAGGUCUAGAUCAGCUUCCCGAGAUUAA